AUGGCUGAUGAGGAGUCAUCCCCGAGCUCCUGCCUGUCGUCAGAGAACGAGCAUGGCCUGCAGUGGUCCAACAGCCCUGAGGCCACAUCCAUGGUUCUUGCUGCCUGUCCUCGCUGCUUCAUCUACGUCAUGCUCCCACAAGAUGACCCUCGGUGCCCCCAGUGCAAGAGCCCUGUGCUCCUUGACUUCCUGCAGGACAACAACAACAGUAAGAACAACAGUAAUAAUAACAGCAGGAGGAGCAGGAGGGGAUGA
Messenger RNA from Miscanthus lutarioriparius, 255 nucleotides. NCBI's taxonomy places the organism in Eukaryota, Viridiplantae, Streptophyta, Magnoliopsida, Poales, Poaceae. The record is from the annotation of a GenBank genome assembly.